Linum trigynum is the source of this 1820-nucleotide messenger RNA. NCBI's taxonomy places the organism in Eukaryota, Viridiplantae, Streptophyta, Magnoliopsida, Malpighiales, Linaceae. The record is from the annotation of a GenBank genome assembly.
GUCCAAAGUCCUCGAGCAGGUGCGAAAUAGAGGGAACCUACUGACGUGUCAAAGAUCUUCUUCCGUGCGUAUGGCUCUAUUCUUUCUCCCUUUCGUAUGUUUCCCUCAUUUCCCAAUUCCCAUGAUAUCCCCUUUGCUCGCUUUAACCCGUUGAGCUGGGCGAGCGAGCGAACCGAGACCCUCUGUAUUCUCCUUGUUACUUUCUCUGAAUCCUUCUCUGUCCUUUUCUCGUUCCUCUUCAGUCUUCUAUCGCCAUUUCAGAAGUUUCUUGGAGAAGUCGCAAACAGCUUCCCAAAGCUGAGGCAUUGAUUAAAGGGCUUUCGUUUAUCAUGCCAUACUAUAUACAAAGGCUCUACAAUACCUGCAACGCGUCAUUCUCACCUAAUGGCCCAGCAUCAGAAGAAGCACUUCAAAAAAUUCGCAAUAUGUUAGGUACUUUGUUUAUCAGAAUGAUUUCAGUUUCCUCAACUGCAUAUGUUGCUUCAUAUAUUAUAUCUUACAUUCGAAUGAUGUGGCAUGGAUUGGAAUGAAUGAUUGUUUGUGAGAAAUCAUGCCUGUUACACAUUUGAGAUGCUUGAUGUUCUUAGCUACAAUUGCUUGGUCCUUGAGUGGCGCGUAAAGGCUCAAGCUUCAGCUGAACUAACUCAUGUUGGAACAUCAAUGAAACUUGGGGACUUAUCAUGUUCUCUUGCUAAAUGUUGUUUGAUAAUCGAUCUUCUAAGACCUCCAAUCCAUGCUCCAGAUAAGCCAACCCUUCAACAUUUUUUUUCUGCUUUUAUGUUGAUGACCCUUGAUUAAAUUAUAAUCAUAGUUUUUAUUUUAUUUCCAGACAUUUGUCCCUUGAUACUAAAAAAACGUUUUCUAGACUCAUCCCCUUCAUGGUGGGGUAUUCUAGCUCCUUUAGUUAUCAAGGUUAAUUUCAAUGGCCACCAGACAAAUGACAACUACUAUUCUAUGUGCUCUUCUAUAUGUACAUUCUGGUCCUCUACCUUCUCUUGGGUUGAAGUUAUAUUAUCUGAGAUUGAAGCUGUUUGAUAGACUUCUUAUGCUACGGCUUGUUCUAUUCACUUUAGUCUUACAUGCUCAGAUUGUGGCUGGUUAAGAAUAGUCUGGAAACCUACAUCUAGUUUUACCUGUAUUUGAGAAGGGAAUUCCUCUUUUAACUGAUGUAGUCAGAUUUAGGUUUAUUCUCUUUAAACUACACUUCUGACUCUAUGAUGACAUCAUCAAAGGGUGUAUGUAGGUCGGGUUGAUUAAGGGGUUGGGUUCGUAAACAGAAUAAGUAAUUGUGUUUUUUGUUAAAAAUAAUGAGCAACAAUAUGUGAAUAGUUUCACCAACUUUAAUGGAUGUUUCAUUCGUCUCUAACCCCAGAAAGGUCCUUUAAAAUGUUGAUUGUCACUAUGCCUCAUUGUUUGGAACUCUGUCUCCCGUGUAAGUGAAUCUUAAAAUGGUUCUGCACUUUUUAUACUGUAUGUAUCUUAUUAUCUAUUACGUGUCUGACCUUGGACUCCAUCUACUACUAUUCUUUAUUAUUCUUCUUUCUUUUGUUUUGUUCUAUGGUUUGUUUUUUGUUUAUAAUAAGCUCUCUUGGUUAUAACUUUUUCCUUAUUGGAUAUUCUUUUUGUUCUCUUACUGAAUAAUAUUUGCUUGUGAUCAGUUAUACCGGGUUCUUAACCAGUUUCUAUUUCUAUUGAAAUCCAUGAUUCCCUUCUAUCAUAAUUACAUUUGCUCAGCUUGAAGCAGUUGUGGCACAGGUUAAUUCGUUAUUGAUAGAACAUAAACAUAAACAGGAACAUGUGAAUAAGGAUCGGCAAAUACU